AAAUUUGAAAUACUUGGGAGAUCCUUUACGUGUUUUAUAAAAGUAGUAAAAAACGUUGUUUUCGCCUAUUUUGAUCCUUGUAGCAAGUAAUAAGUCAGUAAGCAAAACUUGUUGCUAAUAUUCAAGGCCAACUAUCCGAAAACAACGUGCAACUAUGUGUUGUUUUUAAGCCUUAUCUUUCGACUUUUAAUUGAUUAGUGGCGGUUUAUUAUGCUGCUCUCAGCUUUUUAUCACACAAUUCCUAGAACGAAAUUGAUCAGCGAUUUAUCUCAUAGUAGCCAUGGAUGAAACAGAUAAAAUGGAAAAGAAAAUCAACUAUAAAAAGUUGUACGUCACGAAACACAAAGGCAUUCAUUAUUACCCGAAAACUAUUCCGAAAGAAAGAGACCCCUUACCACAAAUAUUACUCUUGUUGAUUAGCUUCGGUUUAUUUUUAUGCGACUAUUUUACCGAUUCGAAACCAUUUUCAACGGUUGUCUUUCUUUAUUCAUCGGCCUCGCUGUUUUCAAUCUUCCUGCAGUACUUCUACAGGCUGGUCCUAAUUUCCGAAGAAUCCAAGCACCUAAUUUCUCGUUACAAUGGGAGCAUUAUGAAUGCACUAAACGAUAGCAUCUUUCAUUUUAACAAGCGCAUCGUUCCGAUGUUGCUAAUAAGUUUCACAUACAAUUUGUGGUACGUUUUAGUUUACGACUGGGAUUUUGGGGAAGUUUCGAAAAAAAGUUUAAUACUCUGCGUACCGAGCGUCUAUUUUGUAAGCAAGGUUCUUAAAAUCUCCGAUUGUCCAUUGAACGAUUCCUUGUGGGUAGCCGAGGAUAACGGUUUGGAUUACGGUUCGGGCAUGGCCUACUCGUUCUUCCACGGUUAUUUGAACUUGCUUCUACCGAAGACCGGAAGGGAGGAUAAGAACCUGAAGGAGUUCAUGCAGGACUACGAAAGCAAAAAUCAGAUAGCUUUUAAUGUUUACAAGCUGUUUAUUCUGAUACCGGAAUCCAUGACCUGCCCGGUCAGUUUGGAAAACGAAGACUCUUCGCUGCAGGAAAGCAGCUCGUUGGAGGAAAAGGUUAUAACAGUAGCUGGUGUGCAAAAUCGCGUUUAUAAAAACGCUGUUUACAAGAUUAUUUCGGAAAAUGGAGACAGGACGUAUGUAGUAGCUGAAUACGCCACACCGUUGAAGACCUUCAAAGAGGUUUGCAAUAGCAAUGUGCCCCAUUCAGACUAUUACAACAAGCUCAAGAAGGACAUCAUUUUGCAAUUCUACAUUACAUUGAAUGGAGUAUUGGAGGACACAGGUUUGAAUCAGUUUUGUGAACUGGUUUAUUUCAAAGAUACUUACAUUGAUUCUAACGGGGAAUUGCGCUAUCAUGAUGUGGGGAAAAUAAUUCAAGCUAGAAUUAAAGAACUAAGGAAGAAAAAAUGAUUAUUGUGUGGAAAUUUAAACGAAACAGUAAUUAUUUUGAAUUAUAGAUUUAUUUUGAUACAAUAAAAGCACAUUUCAAAUAGGUUAAAAGGAAAUUAAAUAAUCUACAAAUAAACAUUUUGAAAACGACCUUUUCAAAUUUACAAAGUUU
Phyllotreta striolata is the source of this 1568-nucleotide messenger RNA. The record is from the annotation of a GenBank genome assembly. NCBI's taxonomy places the organism in Eukaryota, Metazoa, Arthropoda, Insecta, Coleoptera, Chrysomelidae.